This is a messenger RNA of Thlaspi arvense, 1047 nucleotides long. The record is from the annotation of a GenBank genome assembly. NCBI's taxonomy places the organism in Eukaryota, Viridiplantae, Streptophyta, Magnoliopsida, Brassicales, Brassicaceae.
AUGGAAAACAGUCCGCCAAAAGCUUAUCCAAUAGACCAUGGAGCAAAACCAGACAACCAUUAUGAGAGCUAUAUUAGGAAGCUCAUCCCAAGCACAUUUCAUAUGAGGGAUGAGUUCUCUUGGCUACCAAAAAAAUCUGGCGUGUAUUCCACCAAAUCAGGCUACACUCUAAGAUCAACACGAUCGGGGCCCCGGAUGUUCCCUUCAACUGGAACCAAUGUUAAAACAUCCCCAAAUCUAAAAACCUUCCUCUGGAAGUUGAAGAAUAGAGCCCUCCAUGUGGGGGAAACGCUGGCAAUGAGGGGCAUUACUGUGGACAGCUCAUGUAAGAAAUGCGGAGCAAUAAAAAAUGAAUCUCAUAUCCUGCUUCAUUGCUCCUUUUCAGUUCGCGUAUGGGAUUCCAUCCCAGCUUUGCACAAGCCCCCGCCAUCCACCCCGACCUUCAUUUCGGACCUGCUACAGAGCUGUCGGUGUAUGAUCAAUCUUCCACAAGUUGGGUUCUCUUCCACGCCAUUUUAUCCAUGGAGCUACACAGCAGAAGAAGUGGCUCGCAAGUCAAUCAGGAUUGAUAAAACACGGGUUGCCCCUCUGCCGAUCAGAUCGCGUUACCAAAAGAAAUCCUUUCCAUCGGAUAUCAAUUGCUUUGUGGAUGCAGCUUGGAAUCCGACAUCAGGAAUCUGUGGUCUUGGAUGGAUCUUCAAGACAGGAUCAGAGGCCCUCCUCCGCCAAAACUCUGCAUGUCGGAGCUGUGUUGAUUCGGCCUUUGUGGCGGAAGGACUUAGAUUAAAAUCUGCUCUUCUCGAUGCAGUCUCUUCGGGUAUUAGAGCUCUGAACUGUUUUUCAGACUCUAAAAAUCACAUCACUCUUCUCACAGGCAAUGGCAAUACCGUCGAGAUCCAAAGAAUCCUCCACGACAUUCGCGUGUUGAGCAGCUUCUUUGAUUCUAUCUGUUUUUCUUUUGUGCUCCGUUUAAACAAUGUUUCAGCCGAUUUGGUUGCUACAGAGGCCUUUGCCCAGGCCCAAACUACUCCCUUUGUGGAGAUGUAA